CAACGCAAACGUAAUUGUUUUAAGUCAGUGGGAAAUUCACAAGCUGUUGUUUAGUUUGAUUUCAACAAUGUUCAUCAACAGACUGGCAUUUUGUGCGCCUCUGAUAUUGGUUUUGAUCAGCUCAGCUAAGGCUCGCCAUCCGUUUGAUAUUUUUCACUGGAACCCUAACGAUUUUGAGGAAUGUUUGCAUCUUAAUAACAUUACUAUUGGGGAAUACGAGAAAUAUGCGCGGUUCGAGACUCUGGAAUAUCUGCUCAACGAGAAUGUAGAUUGGAAGUACAAGUGCAAUAUCAAGUGCCAGCUCGAGAGAGAUUCGAAGAAAUGGUUAAAUGAUCAAGGUAGAAUGGAUCUGGACCUAAUGAAUGCCACCAGUGAAGCUGCAAAAUCCAUUACCAAGUGCAUGGAUCACGCUUCCGAAGAACCUUGUGCAUACAGCUUUAAACUUGUUAUUUGUGGCUUUAAAGCUGGCCAUCCCAUUAUUGAUUCUGAGUAAUCGCUAUUACUUUUAGAUGUGAUAGUUCCCGACAAAAACAAAACUAAUACUUGAUCAUCGGUUCCUUAUAUUGGAUAAGAAAUUUCUUCUACAGCCAUGUUUUAAAUAUCUAAAUCAACUGCUGAUAUUUUUCGAACCUUUUCAUUAAGUUCAUGUAAGCUCAGGAAAAAGUUAAUUUUAAUUAAUAUUUUAGCGAGAAACCAAAAAUAAUCUUUUUUUUUGGGACUUAAAUAAUUUUGUAUAAUAUUGGGGCUUUUGUGAUCAUGCUUAUUGUAC
Molecule: messenger RNA, 769 nt
Organism: Drosophila gunungcola (fruit fly)
Lineage: Eukaryota; Metazoa; Arthropoda; Insecta; Diptera; Drosophilidae
Gene: Obp57b
Product: general odorant-binding protein 57b
Exons: 2
Coding region: 68-493 (141 amino acids)
Molecular function (GO): odorant binding
Source: RefSeq, a predicted model, not a curated record